AAUUCUUCUGGGCACUGCCAUUCUCUCGGUGCGUGCCCGUCUUCUUCCUGAAACGGACCCCAGUGGCUCCCGGCCCGCCCGGGCGCUCUUCCUUAGCCCCGCCAGCUUGAGGGCGGCGUCGGGGAGCGGGGGGCUCCUCUCGGGGCGCCGAUCAGGUCCGGGCGCCGCCGCCGCCGCCUCCGGCGUCUCCCAGGCUCGGCCUCUGCCGAGCCCGCUGCGGUCCACGUGGCUUGGCAGAGCUAAAUUCGGCUUGCAGGAAGCCCGGAGCUAAGGGAAAGCCGAGCCGGGGCGGGGCGGGCGGGGGGGGCGGGGCCGAACGGAGGCGCCGGGUCGGGAGGGGCGGGCACUGGGCGGAGGAAGGGGAGGGCCGCGCGCAGGGGAGGCGCUGACUGGGCUCUGGAGCGCCCUGGCUCCCGGCCCCGGCCGGCCUGGAAAGGCGGCACCUCCUUGGUCGCCCCGCCUUUCACUCCCGUUACACCCGGGGGAAGGUGUUCCCGAGCCCUCUCCCACCCUCACCCCGCCUCCUAGCUUCCCCGGCUCCAGCCUCCGCCGGCGGAACCCACUAUGCCAGACAGUUUCGACACUUUGCAAAGACAAAGAGCCCUAGACCGGAGGGAGGAGGAGGAGGAGGAAGAGGAGCGGAGAGAGAAGGAAGAGACGAUGUGAGCUGGGAAGGGGGCGAGUGUCUGGGACACCCACACCCCUUUAUUCUCCUCUGAACCCCCUCAUGCCCAAAUCCCGGAAACUCCAGCGUGUCUCCAGUCGUGCCGGUACCAUUUUCAGAUUUCAUCUUCCUGACCUGGAAAUGCGAAUGAGAGGAAAUUAAUAUCCCCAAGAGCUGCAGUGAGCAAACACAUUGAGCUUGGGUCAGGACAAUUCCAUUUGGGGACCAGAGAUGGACGGUCACUCAGCCUGUGGAGAUGAAGAAACUGAGACUCAGAGAAGUUAAGAGACUCCAUUGAGGUCACACAGCCGAUGACAGACAACCUUCUGUGCCUUCAUCAAGCUGGUUGCGUACCCACCGUGUCUCUGGUGACAGCAUGAGAAAGAAAAAGCCCUAAUUAAGGAUCAUCAGAAACCACAGUUGGAGGAGGACGGCAGAGACAGCUUCCCUCCCCGUUAUACCAAGACCCUUCCUUCGAGGUCCUUGCUCCUGAGGGACCCUGGACUGUCAUAGCGAUUAAUGACCCCUUAUCUUGUUUGGAUGGGAAAGGAAAUCACUGGUUAAAGCUUGAUCAGGAGACAUUAUCAGCUCUUUAAGGAUCGCAGAAGAAUAGGCUACUUUAUUUUCUGAAAAGGAGGGAGUUCUGCUACCCAUCGUGGGAGGCCGCCAUCAGAACUGCGAAGAUGGUGACCCUGCGGAAGAGGACCCUGAAGGUGCUCACCUUCCUCGUGGUCUUCAUCUUCCUCACCUCCUUCUUCCUGAACUACUCCCACACCAUGGUGGCCACCACCUGGUUCCCCAAGCAGAUGGUCCUGGAGCUCUCCGAGAACCUGAAGAGGCUGAUCAAGCACAGGCCCUGCACCUGCACCCACUGCAUUGGGCAGCGCAAGCUCUCGGUCUGGUUCGACGAGAGGUUCAACCAGACUGUGCAGCCGCUGCUGACUGCCCAGAAUGCGCUCUUGGAGGACGACACCUACCGAUGGUGGCUGAGGCUCCAGCGGGAGAAGAAGCCCAAUAACUUGAACGACACCAUCAAGGAGCUGUUCAGAGUGGUGCCUGGGAAUGUGGACCCCAUGCUGGAGAAGAGGUCGGUGGGCUGCCGGCGCUGUGCCGUUGUGGGCAACUCAGGCAACCUGAGGGAGUCUUCUUAUGGGCCUGAGAUAGACAGGCACGACUUUGUGCUCAGGAUGAACAAGGCGCCCACGGCAGGGUUUGAGGCUGAUGUUGGGACGAAGACUACCCACCAUCUGGUGUACCCUGAGAGCUUCCGGGAGCUGGGAGAUAAUGUCAGCAUGAUCCUGGUGCCCUUCAAGACCGUCGACUUGGAGUGGGUGGUGAGCGCCACCACCACGGGCACCAUUUCCCACACCUACGUCCCGGUUCCUGCAAAGAUCAGAGUGAAACAGGAUAAGAUCCUGAUCUACCACCCAGCCUUCAUCAAGUAUGUGUUUGACAACUGGCUGCAAGGGCACGGGCGGUACCCAUCUACCGGCAUCCUCUCGGUCAUCUUCUCAAUGCAUGUCUGCGAUGAGGUGGACUUGUACGGCUUCGGGGCAGACAGCAAAGGGAACUGGCACCACUACUGGGAGAACAACCCGUCCGCGGGGGCUUUUCGCAAGACGGGGGUGCACGAUGCAGACUUCGAGUCUAACGUGACGGCCACCUUGGCCUCCAUCAAUAAAAUCCGGAUCUUCAAGGGGAGAUGACGCAGUGAAGGGUGGAGGAUGGACGCACUGUCACACCUCUGCGUUUCCAGCCCCAGCAUCUUGCCGGAGCCGUUCCAUCCCGGAGCUUGGAGGGGCAGCCUCAGGUGUGUGCCCAGGCACCGCUCGCAGCCUCUUGCACCCAGCCAUUGGCAGCAUCUAUUCAGCAAGGUCACUAGGCUCUGCUGGCAUGGCAGAGCAUGUCUCAGAACCUGUCUUGAAUGGGGACAACGUCCCCCCACCGCUGCCCCAGAGCUGGGGAGGCGCUGGGAAAGGUUCAACCUCCACACACUAAAAUCAUUUUAGCUCCUGGAGCGAGCUUGGGGAACAAAUGUGGAAGAUGCCUAUAUUCUAAGAGACAGGACAGUUUCCCAGGAAGACGGGCAGAGACUUGAGUGGCGAUUCUGUCUAGCACAGAGACAUGCCAAGCGGUGUUGGCGCCCGGGGCAAGAUGCUGCCCUUCUUUGCACGAAGCCCGGCCUCUCGCUUGGCGUGAUAACCCUGUCAUCUUCUUCCCAAAACUCAUUUAUGAGCCACCAGAGGCUCCUACCCCAAAGAUUUUCACAGAAACUGGAGACCAGGUGCCAUGGCUCACACCUGUAAUCCCAACACUUUGGGAGGCCGAGGCAGGAGGAUCACUUGAGCCCAGGAGUUCAAGACCAGUCUGAGCAACAUAGUGAGAUUCCUGUCUCUACAAAAAUUAAAGAUUUAAAAAAAUUAGCCAGGCAUGGUGGCACACACUUGUAGCCCCAGCUACUAGGGAGGCUGAGGAGGGAAGAUCUCUUGUGCCCAGAAGUUUGAGGCUGCAGUGAACUGUGAUUACACCACUGCACUCCAGCCUGGGCAACAGAGUGAGACCCUAUCUCUGGGGAAAAAAAAAAAAGGAAAAGAAAAAAUCCCCAAACUUGGCGCCGUGUUUCUGACUCCUGCAGAUACCUCUUCCCAAGCAGAUGUUCCUUUGAGUAGUCCAUCUCGUGGUUCUAAUCGUGGCGAGAGCGGAUCUGACCACUUCCAUGUGCCUUUGUAUUUGGGAAAGAAAAGCAUGCAUGGGCUGAAAUGAAACAAAAGCCCUUACUUGGGAAAAGGGACCCCCACCAGCAGCCCUGCUUGCUCUCUGGCUGGGAACAUCUUUUCUGGUUUCCUGAGCCAGCACCUGAAUUGGAACAAAGCUCUGAGGAUAUUCAACAGCACCCAGCAGUGUGUCAGAAUGGAACGUACAUUCUUAUUCUCAGACUCUUCAAUAGGGUGCCCGCAACCUCCAAAGCCACACAGGAGGCUGCCAGCAGCAUUUUCCCCGAGGGCCUGAGCUCAGGGUCAAGUCCCUGCUGGCCAUCUUGGGGCUGUCACUGGGGGUCUGGGCCAAGGAUAUCCCAGGAAUGGUGACUGCCACAUACCUCAUCUUCUUUCCCCAGCUGUUCUCCUUUCCUUGUUAGCCUUCCUGAUUAUUUAUUGAUUCUUUUUUUUAUUCAACUGACAUUGUUGCACCCUGGCUCUGUUGGUGGUCCUGGUGUUUUAAUGAAGCUUGCCUCACCCAAUAGCUGGGAAACGGGGGUGUGCUUAAGGGGGGUCUGUAGGAGUCCUCAGACGUGGGAUAUUGGGGGUAUCUAGGGCUUGGAUGGUUUGUGGAAUGUCCUCAGCAUCCUCCCAUUCCAACCCAACCUUCCUUCUUCCUCAUUGUGGACUUGGAUUUAUUCUCAGGCUAGGAGUCUCCAAAACUCUGUGAAACCUUACUGCUGCUGGGUGGGGAGUGGAGAGUAACAGAAAUGUGGGAACCAGUGAUUGUUGGCUCCAGUUACUAAUGUUUAAGCAGGAAAACCACUUUUCUUGUUGAAAAUAUCCCUGAAAAGGCCGCUGCUGCUUUGAGGAGGCGUGACUUUUUCCUGGUGGAGUGUGACGGAGGCGUGAAGCCUGUGCUCCCAGGCGCAGGGGAGCCCCCUCUGCACACGGGGAGGGAGGAGCUUGGGGACAUCAGUGAUGGGUCACAGGUGGCUUCAGGCCAUUCACAAGAGUCCCCGGAAGUUGCGUGCCAAGUUUGAUUUUUUCCCUGAAUCUCUACUUAUGAGCAUUUUUCUGGAGAGAGGGUCUAUAGCUUUUAUCAGAUUCUCAAAGGUUCAGAAUGGGGAAUGUGUUAAACAGAAAACCUGUUUCAGCUUUAAAAUCCUCCAAAACUUUAAGAUUUUUUUUUUUUUUUUUUCUGAGAAAGGCUGGUAAAUCGUUGAGUCGUCAUUCAGAACAUACAGCCUCGAAGAGCAGAGUUCACAGCCAUAUAUGAGGUGAAGAACUCAGCAAACGUUUGUUGAGUGGCUGAGUGACUCCAGUGGCAGACUCCAGAUCAUCAGACACUGAAACAGAGAGUGUUGCUAUCUCCUGAACUCUUCCCUUUCUCCUAAAAGCUGAGUCUAUACAGGGAUGGCAGGCUCGGGCUUAGCAAUCGACUUCUCUGGGUUUUGCUGUGUAAGAAUAAGUCCCUCGACAUGAAAAGGCGUCUAUGUCUGAGCCACAUGCUGCCUGGGUCGAUGGCCUGGUCUCCGUCUGGUCUCCCUGUCUCCCACUAGGAUGGUCAAGCUGUGAGAUCUCUUCCAGCCUCCAAAUCCAGCUUUCCCAUUUUACUGAUGAGAGAAUCAAGGCCACAUUGCAGCUGGGUGGGGAGUGGAGCGUGACAGGCAUGGGAGAGGACAGUGAUUGUUGACUCUCGUUACUGAUGUUUAAUCAGAAAAACCACUUUUCCUGUUGAGCACAUUUCCUAAAAGGCUGCUGCUGUGUAGGGAGGUGUGGCCUUUUCCUGGUGGAGUGUGAAGGAGGGAAGUGACGGGCAGUCGUGACCUGUCUGGGACAGAUAGCACAAGUCUGAGCAGAAAUAGGAUGUUACCGGCGCUAUGUUGAAAUUGUCUGGAGGCGGGCUUUCCCAGCAAGUCUCCAUUCAGCAUGUGGAAAAAGUGUAACCAGAAUGGAGGAGUCUGACUCUCCUGGGCGCUCUCAGCACCGAGCUCUGUCCGCAGGCUGCCUGGGUGGCCUCUCAUGCCCUCCAGUGCAGGAGACCACAUUUCUCUUUCCCAUAGUCCAGCAGAUAGCUCUUAUGUUUCAUUGGCUUAGCAAUGGGCACUUCAUGGAAUAAAAGCCAGUUGUUGCAGCCAGAAUUAAAUGCACCAGUUUGGCUUAAACCAACUGGAACUCAUCCCUGGGGUGAAGGUGGCUGGGAAUUAGUGUGUGUGUUAGCCAAAGGGCAGUAUGCAUGCUGUCAGCAGGAGUACGACGAGCACUCGUGCUGGGCAGGUAGUGGCGGGGGCUCCCGCAGGGCCCUGAAUCCCAGCCCACAACUCUUUCUACUCUGCAGACAGAGAGUUCCUUGGAGACUGGCCCUGCGUUCAAGCAGAGAACAGAGGGGUCCCUGCCUGCAGCACCCAGCGCUGAACCUGAAGCUGCAAAGAUAGGCUGACGAAGUGGCCCAUGAGGUGUCAGCAACAUCCCAGCCCCCUGGGUCUCCCCAGUGAGUCAGGGCACUGAUUUGCUCUAGCUGGAGCUACAUGCACCUCCCCUCCCCUCAGCCACCUUUUAGGGGAGAAAGGAGGACAGAGUUAUAACCUCUGGUUCUCUGCAGGGAUCCUGGGCUGGAAGAAAGUUCAUAAAUGGAUGAAUACCUUUUAAAACUCUGGCUUUUCCAAACAUUCCGCAAAGCAUUUGGUUAGGCUUAGAGAGAAAAGCCAGAUAUGAGAAAAUAGAACGUAAAAUAGGGGGGAAAAACAGAAAGAAGGUGAAGAGGGCAGUUAAGGUCUGGGUGAUUCUUUAGGGAAAGGGCUGGUUGGGAGGCUUUGAUGGAAUCCCAUUCUCUGCCGUGGCCAGAAGGUGGUGCUAGAGGCCAGUCCCACCUGGAUGUGACUCUGGCCUCUUGGCAAAGGUGGAUUAAAACCACAAAGAACAUUUAGAACGGAUAUGUUUGCUUUGAAGUAGUCUGAAAAUAAAUAAAAAGAAAACCAAAAGAACUCUCUCUCCCUCCCCUGGCUAGGAUCAAAAAUGCUGUGUGCAGGGAAGUCCAAGCCUCAAGGGGCCACUGUCCAGCCAUGGACAGUGACUGCACACCAGCCAUGUGCCAUCAGGAACCAGCACCUGUCCUCGCCCCUGAGAAGAGCCCCGGGGGUAUCAUUAUAUCCAUCGUGGACAUCUGGUUUGCAGCAAAUGUGGCUACAUGCCAUCAGGAUUAUCCUGCCCUGUGAACUGGGCUAGCCAGUUUUGAGAUAGAGUCAGCCUCCCCAUUUUUGUUUGUCAUGAAAACACCAGCUCCUGCACCUCUGGGGUGCUCCCUGACACCUGUGCAAAGAAAAGGAGGAAGACUUAGAAGAAAAGGCAGAGACAGGCAAGGCAGCAUCUCACAGCUUGUCAGGAUCAGGGCAUUACUGACUUUUUUUUUUUUUCUUACCAAGAGAGCACUGACUUGCCUAUGGGCGGUGAGCCACCUUUACACCUCCUGUUCUCCCUCCCAGCCCAUCAGGCGAUCCCAUCAUCCAGCCUCAUCACUCAGCUUCUUCCUAGUACAAAACUGCCAUUGGUUGCACGUCCUGAGCUGGGGGACGUCAGCUUUAACCCUAGCCUGUGUCAGGGCCUCCCCCUUCAGCCCCCCGCCCCUUAGGGUGAUUGCAGGUUCCUUCCCUUCCUCCUGCACAAUCGCCUCCCUUCACUGAAUUCCCUUCAAAGCCAAAGUUUCUUGAGCACUUUUUCUUGUGUGCAGUCUUGUGUGUUUGGCUGUUGGUGUUUUAAAAUUUGCUUUCUAUUCCCCCUCGCCUCUCUCCAUGUCGUUGCGCAGCUGAGCACUGGUUGGGAUGCAUUCAAAUAACGUUAGCAAGAUCCUGCUUUCCUCAGCCCCUGCUCUGUUUUAUUUAUUGUUUAAUAUUUCCAAUGAUCCAAAUCAAAGUGAAUAAAUAAAGAGCUAUUUUAUCGUU
Messenger RNA from Chlorocebus sabaeus (green monkey), 7301 nucleotides. It is a transcript of the gene ST3GAL1, whose product is annotated as ST3 beta-galactoside alpha-2,3-sialyltransferase 1. Lineage: Eukaryota; Metazoa; Chordata; Mammalia; Primates; Cercopithecidae. Gene Ontology annotation, molecular function: beta-galactoside (CMP) alpha-2,3-sialyltransferase activity. The record is from RefSeq and is a predicted model, not a curated record. Gene Ontology annotation, cellular component: membrane. Gene Ontology annotation, biological process: sialylation.